Messenger RNA from Lathyrus oleraceus (garden pea), 531 nucleotides. RefSeq lists its product as uncharacterized. The transcript has a single exon. Lineage: Eukaryota; Viridiplantae; Streptophyta; Magnoliopsida; Fabales; Fabaceae. The record is from RefSeq and is a predicted model, not a curated record. Bases 1 to 531 code for a protein of 176 amino acids.
AUGAAGGAGCGGACGGUCACAGAUGAUCCGCCCCGACCUCUGAGGCAACCACGAGACAGGGAGGGAAGCACCAGUGCUCCGCACCAGGAGGCUCAGCCGAAUGCAGCAGAGACACAGCCACCUCAGCCUCCUCCAAUUGAUGAGAACUCCAAAGAGUACCGGAUGCAGAUGUCCCAGUUUUGUGUUAUGCAGGAUUUCUGUUUUCAGUAUGGGCUGUCAGGGAGAGUUCUGACUCAUCAGACUGAUCUGUGGGAGGAAGCACAUCGCUUCAGAGAUAGAUUCUCCAGACCGCCUCCAGCACCUCAUUUUGGCCAGUUCACCUUUCCUUGGUGGAACCAGCCAGUGCAGAUAGGGGGAGAGAUUCCACAGCAGCCACCGCACCAGACACCACCUCAGCAGCAGCAUACUCCGUCGGGCAACACAGAGACAUUGACGCCUAUCUCUGCCUUCGCACGAGGGCACACUAUGUUGGACCCGACAGAUAUGAUUAACUUUGAUACCCAUAUGCAGGACGGUGGACAGAGUGAUUGA